CUGUUUUGUUUUGGACAUCAAUUAUCUUUUGUUCAUUUUAUCGAACCUGUUUUUGGUGAUCUUUGUGGUGGUCUUUCUUAAUACAUGAGUACUGUUGGUGAUCUCAAUUGUUUGACAUCAACUAAAUUGACAUCAUUUCAUCAUGGAAGACAUAAACCUCCCCAUCGCAAUAAGACGCUCCCGCCGCAGCAGCAUCAAACCCGACCCUGAAAUCCCCUCCUCCCCAAUGCCCUCCAAAACCCCCAAACGCUCCUCCCGACGAGUCCGUUUCUCCGACCCAGGCGCUUCAUCCGGCUUAACCCCCAUGGUCAAUCGCUUCACCGUCGCAACACCCAAACGGCGCCGUCACUCAUCCCUACCUAUCCAAACCACCCCAAGCACAAUCCGCUCAAGUCCCGCACUUCCUGAAAGCGGCGAAGUAACUUUUCUCCCCCUCCGCCAAGUCCUCGAUGGUCGCGUCCAGCGAAGAAUCCGUCGCAAUGGUCUCAGCGAGGAGAUGAACACCAUCCAACAAGAAAAACGCCGCCGGAAUCAAGAAGCCAAAGAAGAAGUUGAAAAGUUGAAAAGUGAACUAAAAGCACGCGACCGUGAGAUCUACGAAUUGCAGAAUGCGACAAUUGUUAUCGACACAGAUCGUAUUUGGGAUCUUGAGAAGCAGAUCCAAGAUCUUCAAGAUGAAUUGUCCAAGAGAUCAGGUCGCGCUAUGGACCAGAGUAGAGGGUAUAACUGGACUCUUGCAGCGAGGGAGAAGAUCUCGCAGGAUUUCAUGGACAUGACGCCUGAUGAGGAUCAGUUUGGGGAUGAGACUAUGGCGCAGUUCAUUUGUAGUACGCCUUCGCGGGCGCGUACUUCGUUCAUGACGCCGCCUGCUACGAGUCCUACUGUACCUGGGACACCCAUUUUUGAGGAGCCGGUUGAGAUGACGGCUAUGGUUGGUGUUCAGGCUUGUUUGCCGGAUCCGAAGCAGCUGCAAUUAGAGGAGGAGGUGUCGUCGCUUCAGUUGGAGGUUACAAAGUUGACAGACACUCUUGAGUCUUACAAAACUCUCAGCGGACGCCUUACCGACAAGUUGUCGGACUUCACACCCAGGGAUCAGUCGGGUCUUGAGGCACAGAUUGACGCCAUGCUCCAAACAAUGUCCGACAGAACAUGCGCUCUCCAAACCCUCACAACGUCCAUCACAAAACUCGGCUUCACCGGCUCCGACGCCAGCGAAAUGAUAACAACCCUCAUCACCAACUUCCGCGCCGCCCGCUUAGAACUCGAGUACCUAACCCCUGGCGAAAUCACCCUUCCCCUAUCUUCCCACGGUGCAGAAGUCCUAGAUCUCAUGCUCACACGCUUACGCGACAUGGCGAAGCGCGCAAAAGAAGAUGAGGAUGCCAUAGAUGAGUAUCACGAGAUCGAGCUCUCUCUACGAAAACAACUCGAUGCAAGAGUUACUGUCAUGGAUGGGCUGAAAGCAGAGAUGGGGAAAGCUGAGAAACUGAUCAGUGAUAAGAUUGCGAGGAUAAGGGAGCUUGAGGUGGCGAACCAGAGGCUCAAGGGUGCUGUUGAUGGAUAUAUCCGCGACAUUUCAGAACUGGAAGAUCUCGUUCAACGAAUGGAGCGUGAAGCCCACGAUGCCAACGACGAGUAUGCAGUGCAACUAGGAGUCAAGCACAAAAUCCUCACCCGCAAAGAAGACACCAUCGCCAACCUCGAAAGCAAACUCUCAUCCGCGCUCACCCGCUCCUCCGAUCUCCAAGCCCAAAUCCUCAGCCUCCAAACCACCAGCACCAACACCAUCUCCGAACUCAACAAAAAGCACGGCUCAGCACUCGCAGCGCGCGACGCCAGCGUUACAAAAUACCGAAGUGAGAUUGACAAGCUGAAUGAAUCUCUACGAGCAGCACAUGAUAAAAUCUGUGGAUUACGGGUUGAGAACGGUGGGUUGAGGAGGGAGGUUGAUGAGGAGAGGGUCAAGGCGAAGGAGGUUAUUGAUGCGAUGAAGGAGGAGCUGGAGAGGGUUGUGAAGAUGAGUCAGGAGUUUUUGACGCCGAGAAAAGAGUCAGAGGUUGUGCAGAAGCAGGGGGGUAUGAGAAGGGUGAGUAAGAGGUUGAGGGGAAGGGAUACAUUCAAACAUCCCCUCCGCCACCUCCAACGGCGUUUCCAAACCUCGCCCCCUAAAAAAGACCCCAUCCCCGUCCCUGCCACCGUCGCCCCCCUUCCUCUGUGGCAGCGCCUCGGUCCUUUAACAACAGCCGUUCAAGCAUAUGCGCGUGCACAGAAUAAGAGUCCGUAUAAAACACAAGUCGCUACUGCGGUAGUUAUUUAUAUUGCUGGUGAUUUGAGUGCGCAGUAUGUUAGUGGCAAUGAAUAUGAUCCUGUUAGGACGCUGAGGAAUGCGGUUAUUGGAUGUGUUGCUGCUAUACCGAAUUAUAAGUGGUUCAUGUUCCUCUCCCACAACUUCAACUAUUCCUCCCGUCUCCUCUCCCUCGCCACAAAAGUAACUGUCGGCCAAACGGUCUUCACCCCAAUCUUCAACACAUAUUUCUUCGGCGCCCAAGCCCUCCUAUCCGGCUGCGACAUCCCCGGGACAAUCGAGCGCGUCAAAGACACGGUACCAACCAGUAUCAUCAAUUCCUGCAAAUUAUGGCCCAUGGUCACGGCGUUUAGCUUUUCGUUUCUGUCAAUAGGCUGGAGGCCUUUGUUCCAUGGUGUUGUGGCGGUGGGGUGGCAGACGUACUUGAGCUUUUUGAAUAGGAUGGCGGAGGUCAAGGAGAGGGAGAGGCAUGAGAGGGAGGGGAAGGUAGAAGUUCAAGAGAGGGUUGGGUAUGUUGUUGCUCAGGCUGCUUGAUAAAGUGGGAGAUGUUUUCUUUUGUUUGGUACUGGGAUAGACUUGGGUUUGAUAGGAUAGACAAAAUGGCGUUUAGGUCGAAUAGAUUGUUUUUUUUAUGUUAUUACUCUGCGGUACCAGAAUAUUAACGGCAUCUUGCAAUACGGACUAAUAGGUAGACACUAGACCUGAUUUUAAAAGAGCCUUUCAACUUGACAGCUUCUUGGAAUAUCAGAGAUCCUCCUUAUUAAAGCAGGAGUUUGAAUUACACUUCGCUCACAACGAC
Fusarium redolens is the source of this 3104-nucleotide messenger RNA. RefSeq lists its product as uncharacterized. Bases 143 to 2839 code for a protein of 898 amino acids. The record is from RefSeq and is a predicted model, not a curated record. Lineage: Eukaryota; Fungi; Ascomycota; Sordariomycetes; Hypocreales; Nectriaceae. The transcript is spliced from 3 exons. Gene Ontology annotation, cellular component: mitochondrion; membrane; cytoplasm.